Messenger RNA from Fulvia fulva, 1755 nucleotides. RefSeq names its product Chitin synthase 6. The coding region runs from base 1 to 1755 and encodes 584 amino acids. The record is from RefSeq and is a predicted model, not a curated record. The transcript has a single exon. Gene Ontology annotation, cellular component: cell septum; cell periphery. NCBI's taxonomy places the organism in Eukaryota, Fungi, Ascomycota, Dothideomycetes, Mycosphaerellales, Mycosphaerellaceae. Gene Ontology annotation, molecular function: chitin synthase activity.
AUGACGGAGGGAGUUUUCAGUCCAACGGAGGAAGAAAUCGAGAGGUUUUACACGACCCCAGGACCGGGAGCGUUCGACCUCGAUGUGGAGAAGGGGCUUGCUCCAGAUCAACAGCCGGUAAAUCCCGCUCGGAUUUUGACACGCAGAGAGCUGCUUCAUCAGCGUCUGGUGUUUGCGUCCAUCGUCUUCGCCUUCAACGUAGCGUGUAUUGUGGUCAGCGCGGUCGGAUACUCAGGCGUGUGGGUUUUGUGUGUGAUUCUGUUCUUCAAAAGUAAGGACUUCCUGUCGGUGUGGAUCCAGGUGUUUUGUCGGAUAUACUAUGCGAUCAAGAAACUGUUCGUGGCACUUCCACCUCGAAAAGCCGCUUGGAUCCUGAGCCUCAUCCCGGCGUAUUCCGAGUCGGAAGAGCAGAUUGUCAAGACUCUGUUCUCGUUGCGCGAUAACGGGACUGGGCAACAUCGUCAGGUCAUGUGUAUCAUCCUGGAUGGCAAGCCCAGACCGAUCAAAGAGCAUAUGACCAAGGUGGUUGCCUCUUUCGAACGACAAUAUGUCUCUCUCAAAUGGAAGGUCGGUACGUUGAAAAUUGAUGCCGGAUUUGUGGACGAUAUACCGACGCUGUGCAUCGAGAAGUCGCCUAAUGCUGGCAAGAAAGACUCUUUGGUGCUCUGUCAUGACCUCUUCAAUCACCCUCGGGCCAAUAUCGACAAGGACGUGCUUCGCCUCAGAGAAGAACUCUGGACCACCAUUUUGCCACAACUGACCAAGCUGCCGGACUUCGAGGCCUUCGACUCCAUUUUUGGCACCGAUGCCGACUCGACAAUUCACCAAGGCGCACUCGCUUCACUGGCAGACGCAUGUCUAGCGGACCCCAACGCCAUCGCAGCGUGCGGCUUCGUCUUCGUCGAGUACGAGGCAGGCCUCGAAUGGUCGGUUUGGAACCUCUACCAGCAAUUCCAAUACUCGUUCGGCCAGAUUGUCCGGCGUGGGGCAGAGCAUUUCACCGGCAAAGUCACCUGUCUCCCUGGCUGCAUAACAAUGAUUGUAGUACGUCCCGAAAUGGCCGGUGCAAUCCAGAAAUACGCAAAGCCCGUCACAGACUACCCUGUCCUGCGCCAUCAGGUCCAGUAUCUUGGCACAGAUCGGCGUCUCACGUACUCGAUGCUCUCGCAGGGGAAGCAUCUCCAUACGCUUUUCGUGCCUGAAGCAGGGUCGGAGACGGUCGCACCGCAAAGUCUGAAGCAUUACCUCAGCCAACGUCGCCGCUGGGGAAGUAAUGCGUAUUUCAACAACUACUUUUACCUUGCGGGUGAGAACAUGAUUGUGAUCACGCGGAUCGCGGCUCUUAUCGAGGUCACCCGUCUCAGCAUGGUCUACUACCGCGUCUUCAACACCGGCCUCUUCCUUUAUGGCGUAGCCACCAACUUCAAGCUCAUGAAAAUUUUGCCGUUGCUCGCGAUCUCUUUCACGCCGUCGGUCUGGUUUGCUUUCGCGGUUGUCUUUCUGAAUGGCCACCUUCGGAGGAACUGGCAUAAGCUGCUUUGUGGAUUCAUCAUUAACCGCUGUGUCAGCCCGUUCAUGAGCAUUACGGUGUUUAGUCUUGUGGCGAGGAAUCUGGGAAGCCAGGUGUGGGGGAUCAGUGGAGUGACUGCGGGCACGAAUGUCACGCUGGCGGUGGCUACGCAGGCGAUUGCGGAGGAAAAGGCGGCCGAGCGGGCGAGUGAGGAUCUGUAUGAUAGGAAGGACCUUCAGGUGUGA